Molecule: messenger RNA, 1842 nt
Organism: Phaedon cochleariae (mustard beetle)
Lineage: Eukaryota; Metazoa; Arthropoda; Insecta; Coleoptera; Chrysomelidae
Source: the annotation of a GenBank genome assembly
AUGAAGAGCGUGAUGAAGGAAAAUAGCAGCCUGAAAUAUAAAUGUAACGAAAUUCAACAAAACAGCUUCAACAACAGUUUGGUGGUCACUGGUGUACCACAGCCAAAAAAUGAGAAUGUUUUUAUAACCACUCAACUAAUUGGCUCUUCGCUAGGAAUACGGCUAGAUGAAUCACAUAUCUCAAACUCGUACCGUUCACAAACAGCUGGUAAAAACGGUGUGAAAUCCAAUAGGAUUAUUGUUUUUUCUACGCAGAUUUACAAGGAUGAAUUCAUACGGUGCCGUAAAAUGAAGCGGGACUUUUCGACUGCUGAUCUGGACAAAUCUUUGGAAAAUCUAGUCAAAGAUCCAAACACUAUAUAUGUGAAUGAAUAUCUCACAGCACAAAACAAAAGUUUGUUUUUGAAAGCAAAAGAAUAUAAGAAGGAAACUAACAUACACAUUCUAUGGAUAAAAAAUGGCAAUAUUUAUAUGAGGAAAAAGGAGGGAACCAGGGCAGUCCUGAUUAACUCUGAGAGUGAUUUUCAAAAUAUACUCUGUAAACCAUCAACUAGUCAUUAUGUCAAUGAAGAAUCUACUUCUCAAUCAUAUACCCAUCCUGAAAGCAUGAAUGACAUUGAUCUCCUCAAAUUACCACAACCUGAUCCUCCCCAAUCACCACAGUCUGAUAAUGAGCCUGAACAAGUACCUGAACCUGAAUCAGAACCUGUGCCCAACCCUGAAUCUGAUCCUGAACCUGCAGAGAACAAUGAAGGCAACAGUGUCUUUGAUGUCUUCUGUGCACUCAUGAAAACUGAUGUGUAUUCCCUUCCUCUUCCCCCUACCUGGGGUAUACAUAAAACAGAGAAUGCAAUAAUAUUUUCCAAACUGUUAAUGGGAGACACUGUGGCUAUUGAACGUCUUCUGCUAGUUACAGAAGGAAAAAUAUGUGCACAAGUCCAUGAUAAAUCAAUGCAUGUUACUAAUACAAUAGAAACCAUUGGCGAUUUGGUGAAAUUCAUUCAACAAAUGGAAAACUCCAGAGAAGCCCUUCUACGUCGUCUCGGCCCCAACGCGUAUCCCUUCGAAAUGGAAAUAACGCCGCUAUCUCCGCCCAGCGUACAAUUAGUUCCCGCCAAGGAGUAUAACGGAGCUCCCAUUGGAACUAGCUACGACGUACGAGCAUACGUCGGAUCUCCUCAGACUCAGAGUAUUGCUAAAAUAACGAUUGAAAGCAUCAAUUUGAAAGUGCCGCAUCUUACACCCAACGAUGACAUAAAGUUGCAGCUGUUGACACGUAUCAAAGCAGAUGAGUCUAUGAUGAUACCGUUUCGUCGAUGGGAAUUGCACGAAUUACCAGCACUCACACAAGGAUCCACCAUAGAAAUCUGGUCGGUCAAGACGUGUUCUGCAUUAGAGAGUCCCAGAUAUGUUAUAGUAUUUUUCCAAACGAAGAAAGCCGAUGAUUUGCAUGAAGACGUCACCUUGUUCGAUAAUGCCAACAUCAAAUACAUACGAUUGGCUCUGAAUAGCGACUAUUAUCCGCAAGAGAGGAUGCUAUUGGACUUUUCCAAAGACCAAUAUGCCGACGCUCACUUCAACUAUACAGAGUUCAACAAGAGCUACCAUAACAGUCAACAAAAACGCUCUCUAGUGAAUUUCAAUGAAUUCAAAACCCGACCAAUGUUUGUUAUCGAUUGCUCGAGGCGCCAUCUAGGCAUGAAGUCGUCUACAGUUGACAUAAAGUUGGACAUUGAAGCGACGACAGGUUUCCCUCCCGACACCAAAGCCUAUUGCAUCAUCGUUCACGACCAAAUCAUAGAACACCUCCCACUCAGCGAAAUUGUUCGAAAUAUCACCUAG